AUGAACGCUGACAGCAUGGGUGUAGCUCAUACUAGGAGGGAUCACGGGAUGGAUAUCCUUAAAGCCGCCCAACAACAGAACUGGCCUGCAGUGAAGCAACUUGCUACAGCUACGCUUGAACUCAACGCACAACAGUUCCAUAUUCACCUUACAUUUCAACUUGCAAUUCAAUCCAGGGCAUGGGAUAUCGUUGAAAUGCUGGUGAGCAAGGGUAUAGACCCUAAUGUGAAAUCCCUCAACAGACGACCCGCUAUUCUUGUCGCUGCAUCGGCCCAAGCCUGGAGUACGGUUCAGGUUUUAGCGAAAGAGGGAGCGGACUUGAGUGUUACCGAUGACGACGAUCAUACGGCACUUCUCUUAGCGGCCUCCUACAGAAAAUGGGAUAUAGUUGAUUUCUUGGCAAGUGCCGGGGCGGACAUAACAGUGAAGGGAACAUACCUCGUGUAUUCAAAAAUAACGGUUUUAUCAAUCAAUCAAUCAAUCAAUCAAAAUUCUAUUAACCUGUUCGAGCCUAACUAA
Molecule: messenger RNA, 519 nt
Organism: Aspergillus pseudotamarii
Lineage: Eukaryota; Fungi; Ascomycota; Eurotiomycetes; Eurotiales; Aspergillaceae
Product: ankyrin repeat domain-containing protein
Exons: 1
Coding region: 1-519 (172 amino acids)
Molecular function (GO): protein binding
Source: RefSeq, a predicted model, not a curated record